UUUUGUUCAUCUAAGAGGUAGAGAAGUUAGUGCUUCUUAAGUUCCUGGCAUCAGUUCUCACCAAUGUAAGAAUAAGUAAAAAAAAAUAAAAUAAAACUUGAACUUUUGCAUAAAAUGCAACUUUGUAUCUGCUUCCAGGUGGCUGUAGAGAGUCCAUUUCUUCUGUGUUAGCAGCUUAAGUAAUGCACGCACCUACCUUACGGUGCCCUGAGGAUCCCCUCAGAGUGUUCUGCACUAGGUUUAAAUAUGUUUGUUGAUGAAUAAAUGGAAACCAAGUCUGAUCAUGACAAGCACACACGUCUCUGUAUAGUACCCAUUAGUGAGUGUUGCCGGGGUCAGCGUACAGAACAAAGCAGUAGCCACUGGCCAAAACAAAUGUGAAAAUCCAUCGUAUUUCAGUCAAGUUAGGGUUUCAUUUGGUGACACAGCUUGACUAUUAGUUUAUCCAGGAAAGGCCAGGCUUUGUGGGGGAUUGUUUGUUCUAGGGGGAAUCACUUACCGUAAAAACAGGGAGAGGGGCGAGAUGCCUGUGGUCGCCGUCCUAGGUUGUGAUACAGGUUAAACACACAGGAAAAGUCCGGGAGGAUUAACCAAAACCACUGUAACGAGAAUUUGGUGCACAUGGUACAGUCAGAUUUGGUAGGUAGUGCUUAGAAUGAACUAACAGCCAAUGUGUAGGAUGGUUGUUGGUACCACUGAACACGUUAUUAAACCUUGAUAAUGAAAGCUGGGAUGUUGACACAUGAAUAACAGACCAGUGGAACAGAAUAGAGAGGGGCCCGAUGCAGGAGUCUUUAUUGAGCUUCACUUUAUUGCACUUCACAGGUGUGUUUUUUACAAAUUGAAGGCAAGACCCUCCACCAGCAGAAAGAUUACAACUCGCUUUAUUGCGAUACGCACUUUAUUUCGGGGGUCUGGAACCGAACCUGCAGUAUCUCCAAGGUGCUUCUGGAAUGGCUCAUGCUCUGUGAACGAAAUAAUGGGUUGGAAUUCGUUUCAAGUUAAAUUAUUCCCCCAGUCUGGGCAUAGGCUCAGCAUCACUUUUACACAGUUGCAUUGUGACCCUCUCCAAGCCUGCCCUUAGGAUCCCAAGGAUUUCCCUAAACAAAGAGCGUUCCCUUCCUGACAGAAGCUCUGGGGCGGCUGCUGGAAAACUAGACACUGAGGACAUUCUGCAAAAGAACUGACCUGCUUCCUUCAAAAACGUCUGGGAUGUGAAAGACGAAGAAAAGCCUGAAGAACCGAUCCAUCCAGGGUCAAGGAGAGAGGUGAUUGGUGGGAUUUGAACCCAGUUCCUACACUGGGCGGUGCUGCUCGGCCUGCUCCUCGUCUCUCCAAGGAUGGCCCACCAGGGCGUGUUCUGCUUCCCCUUGGGGCUCCUGUUCGGCUCUGUGCUCUUGGUGGUCUCAGCGCCGGCCACUCCCGAGCCUCAGGGCUGUGGUGACAAGGAGCAUCAGGUGACCGUCAGCCACACCUACAAGAUUGACGUGCCCAAGUCCGCGCUGGUGCAGGUGGAGGCUGACCCUCAGCCCCUCGGGGACGACGGUGCCUCGCUCCUGGCCCUGGGGGAGGCCGAGGAACAGAACAUCAUCUUCAGACACAACAUCCGCCUGCAGACCCCGCAGAAGGACUGCGAGCUGGUGGGCGUCGUCCAGGGCCUCCUGGCCCGCGUGAAGAAGCUGGAGGAGGAGAUGGCACAGGUGAAGGAGCAGUGUGACGUCCAGCGCUGCUGCCCAGGAGCUGCCGGUGUGAGCCGCCACUGCAGCGGCCACGGGACCUUCUCGCAGGAGACCUGCAGCUGCCGCUGCGAUCAGGGCUGGGAGGGCCCCGACUGCGCGGAGCCAGCCUGUCCGGGCGCGUGCAGCGGCCACGGGCGCUGCGAGGACGGCCGCUGCCAGUGCGCGGCGCCCUACGUGGGGGCGGACUGCGCCUACCCGGCCUGCCCCGGGAACUGCAGCGGGCAGGGCGUGUGCGUGCAAGGCGUGUGCCAGUGCUACGAGGACUUCACGUCGGAGGACUGCAGCGAGCGGCGCUGCCCCGGCGACUGCAGCGGCCACGGCUUCUGCGACACCGGCGAGUGCUACUGUGAGGAGGGCUUCUCGGGCCUGGACUGCGCGCAGGUGGUCGCCCCCCAGAGCCUGCAGCUGCUCAAGAGCACGGAGGACUCGCUGCUGGUGGGCUGGCAGCCCUCCGCGGAGGCGGACCACUACCUGCUCAGCUACCACCCGCUGGGCGAGGAGCCCUCGGGGAAGCAGGUCCAGGUUCCCAAGGAGCAGCACAGCUACGACAUCCUCGGUCUGCUGCCCGGGACCAAGUACAUCAUCACCCUGCGCAACGUGAAGGAAGACCUUCCCAGCAGCCCCCAGCACCUGCUGGCCACCACCGAUGUCUCUGUGCUGGGCACCGCUUGGGUGACAGACGAGACGGAGAACUCCCUGGACGUGGAGUGGGAGAACCCCCCGAGCGAGGUGGAUUAUUACAAGCUGCUGUACGGCCCCCUGACAGGGCAGGAGGUGGCUGAGGUCACCGUGCCCAAGAGCAGCAACCCCAAGAGCAGAUAUGACAUCACCGGUCUGCAGCCCGGGACGGAGUACAGGAUCGUAGUCGUGCCCGUGAGGGGAGACCUGGAGGGCAAGCAGAUCCUCCUGACCGGCAGGACAGAAAUUGAUAGCCCGACCAAUGUGGCCACAGAGCGAGUGACAGAAGACUCGGCGGUGGUGUCCUGGGAACCCGUCCGGGCCGUCAUCGACAAGUACGUGGUGCGCUACACCUCCGCCGGCGGGGAGACAAGGGACCUGGUGGUGCCCGCGGAGGAGAGCAGCGCCGUCCUGACCGGCCUGAGGCCCGGGGAGGCGUACAAAGUCCACGUGUGGGCUGAGCGGGGCAGCCAGGAGAGCAAGAAGGCCGACACCACGGCCCUGACCGAGAUUGACAGUCCCCAAAACCUUGUGACCCACCGAGUGACAGAGACCACAGCCUCCAUCUCCUGGGACCCGGUGCAGGCCACCAUCGACAGAUACGUGGUGCGCUAUACCUCCGCUGACGGAGACGCCCGGGAGGUGCCGGUGGGAAAGGAGCAGAGCAGCACGGAGCUGACGGGCCUGCGGCCGGGCGUGGAGUACUCGGUGCACGUGUGGGCCGAGCGGGGGGCCCGGGAGGGCCGGAAGGCCGACACCACGGCCGAGACAGAAGUCGAUGGCCCCCAGAACCUGGUGACCGACCGGGUGACAGAGACCACGGCCUCCAUCUCCUGGGACCCGGUGCAGGCCACCAUCGACAGAUACGUGGUGCGCUACACCUCCCCUGACGGAGACGCCCGGGAGGUGCCGGUGGGGAAGGAGCAGAGCGGCACGGAGCUGACGGGCCUGCGGCCGGGCGUGGAGUACUCGGUGCACGUGUGGGCCGAGCAGGGGGCCCGGGAGAGCCGGAAGGCCGACACCACGGCCCAGACAGACAUUGAUGGCCCCCAGAACCUGGUGACCCACCGGGUGACAGAGACCACGGCCUCCAUCUCCUGGGACCCGGUGCAGGCCGCCAUCGACAGAUACGUGGUGCGCUACACCUCCGCUGACGGAGACGCCCGGGAGGUGCCGGUGGGGAAGGAGCAGAGCGGCACGGAGCUGACGGGCCUGCGGCCGGGCGUGGAGUACUCGGUGCACGUGUGGGCCGAGCGGGGGGCCCGGGAGGGCCGGAAGGCUGACACCACGGCCGAGACAGACAUUGACGGCCCCAGAAACCUGGUGACCCACCGGGUGACAGAGACCACGGCCUCCAUCUCCUGGGACCCGGUGCAGGCCGCCAUCGACAGAUACGUGGUGCGCUACACCUCCCCUGACGGAGACGCCCGGGAGGUGCCGGUGGGGAAGGAGCAGAGCGGCACGGAGCUGACGGGCCUGCGGCCGGGCGUGGAGUACUCGGUGCACGUGUGGGCCGAGCGGGGGGCCCGGGAGAGCCGGAAGGCCGACACCACGGCCGAGACAGACAUUGACCCUCCCAGAGAUCUCCGUCCAUCUGCCAGGACGCAGUCCGGCGGGGCACUGACCUGGACGGCUCCCUCUGCUCAGAUCGACGGCUACAUUCUGACCUACCAGCUCCCGGAUGGCACCGCCAAGGAGGUGCGGCUUGGACCAGGGGACCUGAGGUUUGAGCUGCAAGGCCUUGAGCAGGGCGCCGCCUACCCUGUCUCCUUGGUCGCCUUUAAGGGUGAUCGCCGGAGCAGGAGUGUGUCCACCACCCUGUCCACAGUUGGUGCCCGGUUCCCACACCCCACGGACUGCAGUCAAGUUCAGCAGAACAGCAACAUCGCCAGUGGCCUGUACACCAUCUACCUGCACGGCGACGCCAGCCGGCCCCUGCAGGUGUACUGCGACAUGGACACGGACGGCGGCGGCUGGACUGUCUUCCAGAGGCGCAACACCGGGCAGCUGGACUUCUUCAAGCGCUGGCGGACCUACGUGGAAGGCUUUGGGGACCUCAGGAAGGAGUUCUGGCUUGGGCUGGACAAGCUGCACAACCUCACCACCGGCACCCCGACCCGGUACGAGGUGCGGGCGGACUUGCAGACCGCCAACGAGUCGGCCUACGCCGUCUACGACUCCUUCCAGGUGGCCUCCAGCAAGGAGCGGUACAAGCUCAGCGUCGGGAAAUACAGGGGCACCGCAGGGGACGCGCUUUCCUACCACAACGGGUGGAAGUUCACAACUUUCGACAGGGACAACGACAUCGCCCUCAGCAACUGCGCCCUGACGCAUCAUGGCGGCUGGUGGUAUAAGAACUGCCACCUGGCCAACCCCAACGGCAGAUAUGGGGAGACCAAGCACAGUGAGGGCGUGAACUGGGAGCCGUGGAAAGGACACGAAUUCUCCAUUCCUUACGUGGAGCUGAAAAUCCGCCCCCACGGCUACAGCGGGGAGCACGUCCUGGGCCGGAAGAAGCGGGCACUGGGAGAAAGUUCGAGAACGUUCUGGUGACCCAUUUGCACAUUCAUCGCACGAGGCAAGA
This is a messenger RNA of Artibeus jamaicensis (Jamaican fruit-eating bat), 5001 nucleotides long. It is a transcript of the gene TNN, whose product is annotated as tenascin N. The coding region runs from base 1341 to 4970 and encodes 1209 amino acids. The transcript is spliced from 21 exons. Gene Ontology annotation, molecular function: protein binding. The record is from RefSeq and is a predicted model, not a curated record. NCBI's taxonomy places the organism in Eukaryota, Metazoa, Chordata, Mammalia, Chiroptera, Phyllostomidae.